Molecule: messenger RNA, 2636 nt
Organism: Oncorhynchus mykiss (rainbow trout)
Lineage: Eukaryota; Metazoa; Chordata; Actinopteri; Salmoniformes; Salmonidae
Product: GDP-L-fucose synthase-like
Biological process (GO): nucleotide-sugar biosynthetic process
Molecular function (GO): GDP-L-fucose synthase activity
Source: RefSeq, a predicted model, not a curated record
GCAGAAUGGUUGGGAGGAGAAGCUUCAUUUACAGAAGUUCUAAGCAGCCAAAAACAUGUGACCCCUGGCCUGUAGUGAAGGAUUAGGUUUACGCUUUUUGUUUCAUUGGACACUGAAAUACGAACUCAGUGCUGCAUGAUUUUUUUUAUAGCAGUUCUAGCAUUCAGCCAUAAUGGUAUAUCCUGUGUGAAAAUAGCUCUGUAAUCUGCAUAUUCUCUGCUUUUUCUCUAAGAGUGUAGCUCAGAGGUAGCCUAUUAGAGCGACUCCGCCUUGCGCCUGCCCUAUUGACAGGUUAGUGUGCAAGACAAGAGAGAUAGCCUGUACCUCAUUGAUGUACUUGAGCGUUCAGAAAUAGGAUCUAAUACCGACAUUAUUCGAGGAGUAAAAUUCUAACAAAACAUUUUACAGAGUGAGAGAUGGAUUCGCAGACGAAGACUGAGCCGAUGCGCGUGCUCGUCACGGGCGGAUCCGGAUUGGUCGGGAAGGCCAUCGAGCACGUGGUGAAACAAGAAGGCGGCUGUCUCGAGGGCGAGCAGUGGACCUUCCUCUGCUCCAAAGAGGCCAACCUCGUAGAUCUACAACAGACAAGAGCAGUGUUUGAGAAGUAUCGGCCCACCCAUGUCAUCCACCUGGCUGCCAAGGUGGGAGGACUCUAUCUUCACAUGAAGGAGAACCUACACUUUCUGAGGGACAACCUUCGCAUCAAUGACAACGUGCUGCAGACGUCUCACGAAAGGGGCGUCACCAAGGUGGUGUCCUGUCUGUCCAGCUGCAUCUUUCCUGACAAAACCACAUACCCUAUUGAUGAGAGCAUGAUCCACAAUGGGCCCCCACAUGACUCAAACUUUGGCUACUCACAUGCCAAAAGAAUGAUUGAUAUUCAGAACAGGGGAUACUUUGAGCAGCAUGGGCGUCGCUACACCGCCGUAAUCCCGACUAACGUGUAUGGUCCCUAUGACAACUUCAACUUUGAAAAUGGUCACGUGCUCUCAGCGCUCAUGCAUAAGACAUAUGCUGCUAAAAAGGAGGGAACCCCACUACAGGUGUGGGGCUCCGGAACACCCAGGAGACAAUUCAUCUACUCUCUGGAUGUUGCACGUCUGUUCCUCUGGGUGCUGCGGGAGUAUGAUGAGAUUGACCCCAUCAUUCUCUCUGUGGGGGAGGAGGAGGAGCUCCCCAUCAAGGACGCCGUAGAGAUGAUUGCAGAUGCCCUGGACUUCAAAGGUCAAAUAGUUUUCGACACCAGCAAGUCAGACGGUCAGAUGAAGAAGACGGCCAGCAACGCCAAGCUGCAACGCUACCUCCCUGACUUCACCUUCACGCCGCUCUCUGAAGGUAUCAAGAAGACCUGUGAUUGGUUCGUGAACAAUUACGACAUAGCCCGAACAUGAAGACCAAUGAAGGGCGAGACAUGAAUAUUGUUUAAUGAAAAAGAUCAGGGCUACAUCCCAACACUAUUACUGUGCCUUCCAAGUCUUGUGUCCUUGUCUUCAUGCCAACUGAUUAGUGAAAGUUCUGGAUAGGUUUCACCAUGUGGCCGGUUAAGUUCUGUCAGAUCAGUGGGCAUGAAGUAAUGGCACACAGGACUCACAAUACCCCACCAUGUUGUUCUCCCCAGAACUGUCUGGCAACCAUUUUGGAUCCUUUCUCCUCUAUUUGCACCGUUGAUGUCAGGGAUUGACAUUAAGGUUUGAAAGGCUCUUGCCCAUUGGACAGCAGUUUGUUUGUUGGUUGCCUGGUGAUUACUGUCACUUGACAGAACAUUUUAAAGUAAUUGUUUACAAGCAAAAUGGUCACAGGGAUACUUUGAGAUUUUGGCAAUGAGGCCCAUUAUCUACUUCCUCAGAGGCUGUUGAACUCCUGGAUACCAUUUUUAUGUCUCUUUGUCCAGUAUGAAGGAACUUAGAGGUCAUUUUGUGAGCCAAUGCAAACUAGUGUUAGCACAAUGACUGGAAGUCUAUGGGUAUCUGCUAGCAUGCUAUGAAGUAGAAAAAUCAGUUUGAAUGCGUAACUUUUGCAGCGCAAUGAGACCCUUCUGCAACCUGGUUGUAAACAUACCGGCUCUGGAAGACUCAGAUUUAGACGCACAGCUCACAAUCGAGAGCCAUAGGAUAUAGUAUUGUCUGGCGCUCUGCUCACCCUGACCAAUAGUUAUACUUCCUGUGUAGCAGGACCAAAAAAAUGUAAGUGUAGCCCCUAUGUUAGGCUACUGAAAUUCAGUUUGGAAAAAUCCCCUGCCUAAUGGGGCAACCAGAGCAGGUUCAACUUGCCCGACUGCUCAGUUCAUUUGCUCCAAGCAAUUGGGCAACCCUUAAGGUCAAUCCCUGAUCAUGUCCUCCCCUGAUGGUGUCUGAACUGGUCCAGCCACCUGAUCCCCUACAGUAUGACUACCAGUUACUAUCAGCAAUACUGCAGGGUCAUGUGUUUACACUCAAAUACAUCACAUUAUUUUCAUUUUAAUAUCUAACAUAUAUAGUUGAAGUGUAUGAUCUAUUUGUGAUUGAAUAUUGACAAAAAUAUGGACUUUUUCUUGAUGUAAGAAUGAGGUGUCAGUCGUUGAGAGUGAUGCUGAAUGACAUGUUUUCUCACUACAAAACAACAAGUAUAAGCCUACAGUAAAGUAGCCUGGAUCUAAA